UAUUUUCUUUUUGAAAGAAAAAGGAGAAAAAGAAAUAGUUAAAAAAGGCGUGAUCGUGAAGGUUGGUAACAGUUUGGCUGGGCUAUAAACGCAUUCCAUUCCAAAUAAACUUCUUCUUUCCAUUUCCUCUCUCUCUCGGUAAUCUUAAACAGAAGAGAUUUCAAUUGCAUCCAUCAAGAAACAAGAAACAAGAACAAGAAAGAAGAAGACGACAAAGGGAAAAUUCAAAGAUUGUGGGUGCACGUAAACGCUUUAAAUCUUGGAGGGCUCUCAUUCUAUUUGCAAAUAUAAAUAUAUAAAGCAUAUAAACAAAACAAGAACUUGACGUUCUAGAUUUGUUAAUUUUGGUUCUUGAUACAAGCAAACCAAGAACUGAACGUUCUAGAUUUAUUAAUUUUAGCUCUAGCAAGAAAAUGGAUAGUCUUUGUUUAAAACCUGGAAUUCACAGUAUUACUCCGUCGAUCUCGGUCGGCGGUGGCGGCGCCGCCUUGGAAGUGCGUGCAAAUGCAUCUCAGGUGAGUGCUACGCCACCUCAAAAGGCAGCUUCAAGAUUCUCAUUUAGGUACCCUUUGCAAUCUUUUUGGCCUGGAGGAGGUAAGAGUAAUAACAAUAAUAAUAGAUAUAAUGGGAUGGCUGUAGACGACGCCGUUCUGGUGGAGAAUAAAGAGGAUUCUGAUACAAAAUCAAUGAGCUCAUUAUCCGAGGUACAGAAUGGGAAUAACUGGGUAUUAAAGAUUUUACACGUGAGGUCACUUAGGAAGGACGAAGAGGAAAGAAGUGGCGGUGAAGAGUCAGAUAAUAAUGGUGGUAGGGAUGUUGUUGAAAUGAAUGGCGGCGUUAAUAACGAGGAAGAGGUGGAGGAACACUGUGAUGCGUGUAGAGUUGAUGAUGAUGACGAAAAAGGAAUUGAAUUUGAUAAGGAUUCAUUUUCAAGAUUGUUAAAAAAGGUUUCAUUAGCUGAAGCUAAGCUUUACGCACAAAUGUCAUAUCUUGGAAAUCUUGCUUAUUGCAUACCCAGGAUCAAGGCAGGAAAUCUCUUAAAAUAUCGUGGCCUUCAUUAUGUGACUUCAUCAAUAGAUAAAAGAGAAUUAUCAAUGAAAACAGAGAAAAUUCAGGUGUCAGCUGAAGAUCAAGAAGCAGAAGCAGAAGCAAAGAAAGGGGUUCCAGAGAAGGAGGCAGAGGUCAAGGAACAGAAGAAUAAUGGUUAUCACAUAAGUGCCUCUGCUGCUUAUCAGAUAGCUGCCUCUGCUGCUUCAUAUCUGCAUUCUCAUACAAAAAGCAUACUUCCAUUCAAAUCCUCAAAAUCUGAGGCUGGUAAUGAUUCACCUGAAGGCAGCAAUGGAGGCAAUAAAAAUGUCAACAGCAUAAACUCUGAGGUUGCUUCUCUCAUGGCAACCACUGACUCAGUGACAGCUGUGGUUGCUGCAAAGGAAGAAGUAAAGCAGGCUGUUGCUGAUGAUUUAAGUUCAACACAUUCCUCACCAUGUGAAUGGUUUAUAUGUGAUGAUGACCAGGGUACUAGAUACUUUGUGAUUCAGGGAUCUGAGUCAUUAGCAUCUUGGCAAGCAAAUCUACUUUUCGAGCCUGUUCAGUUUGAGGGGCUGGAUGUGCUAGUGCAUAGAGGUAUUUAUGAGGCUGCCAAAGGUAUGUAUGAACAAAUGCUGCCAGAAGUCCGAACUCAUCUAAAGUCUUGUGGCAGACGUGCAACCUUUCGUUUCACCGGACAUUCUCUUGGUGGGAGCUUGUCUCUACUUAUAAAUCUCAUGUUGUUCAUAAGAAAUGAAGUGCCAGUCUCAGCCUUACUGCCUGUAAUAACAUUUGGUGCACCAUCAGUUAUGUGCGGUGGUGAUUCUCUCCUUCGCAAGCUUGGAUUGCCACGUAGUCAUGUUCAGGCAAUUGCAAUGCAUAGAGACAUCGUGCCCCGAGCAUUCUCUUGUAAUUAUCCUAACCACGUUGCGGAGCUUUUAAAGGCGGUCAACGGGAGCUUCAGGAAUCAUCCUUGUCUUAAUAAUCAAAAGCUCCUAUAUGCUCCAAUGGGGGAUUUUAUAAUUCUACAGCCUGAUGAGAAAUUUUCCCCUCACCAUCAUCUCCUUCCAUCAGGCAGUGGCCUUUAUUUUCUAAGCUGUCCAUUGUCUGAUGCAAAUGAUGCAGAGAAGCUACUCCGGGCUGCACAGAGUGUAUUUUUAAACUCUCCGCACCCACUUGAGAUUUUAAGUGACCGCUCUGCAUAUGGUUCUGAAGGGACCAUUCAAAGGGAUCACGACAUGAAUUCUUACUUAAAAUCUGUGCGCAGUGUAAUUCGGCAAGAACUGAAUCGCAUAAGAAAAUCCAAAAGAGAGAAUCGCCGCAAGUUCUGGUGGUCUAUCUUGGCUCCGCGGGGCAUUGCUGGUGGUGGUGUUCUCAUGGAGAGGCCUCUGGUAUCAAACAACAUGGGCCAAAGCCAAUUCAAUUUCUCUGGGGUCUUACAUACAGGGAGAGAAUCAUUCAAAAGGUUCAGCAGGCUUGUCGCAUCACAGCACAUGCAUUUGCUUGUGGUUCUUUUAUUCCCCGCAAGAUUGUUGUUGCUGGGGGCAUACAGCGUGAUCAACAUCCGUUGAUUAGCCCAUCAAUAUAGGUACAUUGCAUUUCUGUCAUGGGAUGUUGUACAGGUUACAUUCACAUGGCCAGCAAGAUCAUUAGAUGAUUCUUUAUUCAUUUCAAGAAAAAAAAAAAAGAAUAGAAGAUUCAAAUUCUGUCAGUGCAUUAUAAUUCUGGAAAUGUUGAAAUAUUAUAUUGAGGGGAAACUACAGACCAGUUUGGGUCCAUACAAAAGAUUUUACAGUUGGAAUCUAGCUGUAAAUUCUGUGAGAACUGAUGUUAUGAGCAUAUUAUUGUUGUGCAGUUAUCAGGUUUUACCUCUUUCUGUAUCAUCAAUUUCAAAGAUUUCUGAUUUAUUA
Molecule: messenger RNA, 2936 nt
Organism: Ricinus communis (castor bean)
Lineage: Eukaryota; Viridiplantae; Streptophyta; Magnoliopsida; Malpighiales; Euphorbiaceae
Product: phospholipase A1 PLIP2, chloroplastic
Exons: 5
Coding region: 414-2597 (727 amino acids)
Biological process (GO): lipid metabolic process
Molecular function (GO): glycerophospholipid phospholipase A1 activity
Source: RefSeq, a predicted model, not a curated record